This is a messenger RNA of Talaromyces amestolkiae, 564 nucleotides long. RefSeq lists its product as uncharacterized. The coding region runs from base 1 to 564 and encodes 187 amino acids. The transcript has a single exon. The record is from RefSeq and is a predicted model, not a curated record. Lineage: Eukaryota; Fungi; Ascomycota; Eurotiomycetes; Eurotiales; Trichocomaceae.
AUGAGGUUGAUAUUCGCUACACUCCUCCUGUCACUCGCCCUGGCCUUCGUACAACCAGAGGACAUACUCUCAACCUGGCCAACAGUUGCCUCCAGCAACAACAACACCGAAUGCAGCAACCCCCGCCCCAACGACUGCUCCUUCUACGCCCAAUGUCUCCAAACCCGCUACAACUGCGCACCGAGUGACUACCCACUCGCAUACGGGCAGAAAUACUGUCAAAAAUUCGUGGCCGAUGCUUCUCUGCUAUCGCCCAAGGGUCAGACAUGGAUGCAGACAGUCAUGCUCUGUCUGCAGAGGGACUUGGUACCGUACGCCCUCGGAGGACCGCAGGCGUUUGCCAAUUGUUCGGCUCUGAGCGAUUAUGCGUUUAAUACGCAUCCGGGAUGUUAUGUACAGAGCGGGUUGUGCACGUUGCCCGUACACGAUUGGGAGAUUAUUGUGUUUCGGAUUGUUGGUGUGGAAACUUUGUUUGAUAGCUGGGAUGCUGUCAAAGCCACCGUGGAAGCUGCAGGGGGUUGUGCUGAGUUUUAUUUGUGGGCCCUUGAAAAAGGAGUUUUCUGA